Molecule: messenger RNA, 14156 nt
Organism: Mirounga angustirostris (Northern elephant seal)
Lineage: Eukaryota; Metazoa; Chordata; Mammalia; Carnivora; Phocidae
Gene: DNAH2
Product: dynein axonemal heavy chain 2
Exons: 82
Coding region: 1-14058 (4685 amino acids)
Biological process (GO): microtubule-based movement
Cellular component (GO): dynein complex
Molecular function (GO): ATP hydrolysis activity; ATP binding; minus-end-directed microtubule motor activity
Source: RefSeq, a predicted model, not a curated record
AUGUCCAGCAAAGCGGAGAAGAGGAGGAAAGUGAGUGUCCGGGGAAGUGCCAGCCGCGGAGGCGCCCGCAGGAGAGCUGGUCAGGCGGAGCUGGCCUCGCAGCCUGCGGAGAACCCCCUGUCCUCUGACGAGCCUGAGCUGGAGCCUGAGCCCCUCAAAGAGGAGCCUGAGCCACCACUGAAGGAACCCGAAGUAGAGAAGGAAGAAUUACCGGAGCCCGAGGUGGAUGUGAAGCCCCUUUUCCUGUCCCGAGCUGUGCUGACAGGACUAGCGGAUGCCGUCUGGACAGCGGAGCAUGAUGCCAUUCUGGAACACUUUGCCCAGGACCCUUCGGAGCUCAUCCUCACCAUCUUCAUUGACCCCUGUAUGGGGCUGAAGCUAGAUCUGGGCAUGUCUGUACAGGUGGGUACUCUGCUCUCCAGACUCCAAGGCGGUCUGCCAGGGAGCACCCAGAACCAGAUUGUCUACUUCAUUCGCUGCGCACCAGUUCCCAUCACCCCGGAGAACUUUGAGGCAACUGUGCAGUUUGGGACUGUGCGGGGUUCCUACAUCCCGGCCCUGCUCCGGCUCCUCAGUGGUGUCUUUGCCCCUCAGAUCUUUACAAACACAACCUGGCCAGAGAGUAUUCGGAAUCAUUUUGCUUCUCAUCUGCACAGAUUCCUGGCCUGCCUGACAGAUACUCGGUACAAACUGGAGGGGCACACCGUUCUCUACAUUCCUGCAGAGGCCAUGAACAUGGCGCCCGAGGUGGUGGUUAAGGACAAAGAGCUGGUACAGCGGCUGGAGACCUCCAUGAUCCACUGGACCCGGCAGAUAAAGGAGGUGCUCAGUGCCCAGGAGUCUGUGGAGACAGGAGAAAAUUUAGGUCCUCUGGAGGAGAUUGAGUUCUGGCGCAACCGAUGCAUGGACCUGUCUGGCAUCAGUAAGCAGCUGGUGAAGCAGGGAGUGAAGCACAUUGAAUCCAUCCUGCGACUUGCCAAGUCCUCCUACUUGGCGCCCUUUAUGAAACUGGCCCAGCAGAUCCAGGAUGGUUCUCGUCAAGCACAGUCAAACCUGACGUUUUUGUCAAUCCUGAAGGAGCCCUACCAGGAAUUGGCCUACAUGCGGCCUAAGGACAUCUCCAGUAAGCUCCCCAAGUUGAUCAGUCUCAUCCGCAUCAUCUGGGUCAACUCUCCCCACUACAACACUCGGGAGAGACUGACCUCCCUCUUCCGAAAGGUAUGCGACUGCCAGUACCAUUUUGCCCGCUGGGAGGACGGCAAGCAGGCUCCGCUGCCUCGCUUCUUCGGUGCCCAAGGGCCCCAGAUCACGCGCAACUUGCUGGAGAUCGAGGACAUCUUUCAUAAGAAUCUCCAUACGCUGCGGGCUGUUCGCGGGGGCAUCCUGGACGUCAAGAACACCUCUUGGCACGAGGACUACAACAGGUUUCGCACUGGAGUCAAAGACCUGGAGGUGAUGACUCAGAACCUGAUCACCUCCGCCUUCGAGUUAGUCCGAGACGUGGAGCAGGGCGUGUUGCUGCUGGACACCUUCCACAGGCUUGCCACGCGGGAGGCCAUCAAGCGAACCUACGACAAGAAGGCCGUGGAUCUCUAUAUGCUGUUCAAUAGCGAGCUGGCCCUGGUGAACCGUGAGCUGAACAAGAAAUGGUCAUACCUGGAGCCCUACAUGGCCCAGUACUCGGGACAGGCCCACUGGAUGCGGAUCCUGCGGCACCGCAUCGACAGGGUCAUGAACUGUCUGUCCAGUGCUCACUUCCUGCCCCACAUUGGAACGGGAGAGGAGAGCAUGCACACCUAUCAGCAGAUGGUUCAGGCCAUCGAUGAACUGGUUCGAAAAACCUUCCAAGACUGGACGUUAACGCUGGACAAGGACUGUAUCCGGCGGCUGGACACGCCACUGUUACGAAUCAGCCAGGAGAAGGCGGGCAUGCUGGAUGUCAACUUUGACAAGUCCCUGCUGAUUCUCUUUGUGGAGAUUGACUACUGGGAACGGCUGCUCUUUGAGACGCCCCACUACGUGAUGAAUGUGGCCGAGCGCGCGGAGGACCUGCGCAUUCUUCGGGAAAACCUGUUGCUUGUGGCUCGAGACUACAAUCGGAUCAUUGCCAUGCUGUCCCCAGAUGAGCAGGCCCUCUUCAAAGAACGUAUCCGAUUCCUGGAUAAGAAGAUCCACCCUGGACUCAAGAAACUGCACUGGGCCCUGAAGGGGGCCAGCGCCUUCUUCAUCACAGAAUGCCGAAUACAUGCCAGCAAGGUGCAGACCAUCGUGAACGAGUUCAAGGCCUCCACUCUGACCAUUGGCUGGCGAGCCCAAGAGAUAUCCGAGACGCUGUUGGUGCGCAUCAGCAGCAAACGGGUAUACAGGGACCUGGAAUUUGAGGAGGACCAGCGGGAGCACCGGGCGGCUGUUCAGCAGAAACUGAUGAGCCUGCACCAGGACGUGGUGGCCAUCGUGACCAACUCCUACGAAGUCUUCAAGAAUGACGGCCCUGAGAUUCAGCAGCAGUGGAUGCUGUACACGAUUCGGCUGGACCGCAUGAUGGAGGAUGCCCUGCGUCUGAAUGUGAAGUGGUCGCUGCUGGAGCUGUCCAAGGCCAUCAACGGGGACGGGAAGACCACGCCCAACCCCCUCUUCCGAGUCCUGGUCAUUUUGCAGAAUGACACACAGGGAGGUGUGGCACAGGUGGAAUUCUCACCCACUCUGCAGACGCUGGCAGGUGUGGUCAAUGACAUUGGCCACCACCUCUUCUCCACCAUCUCUGUCUUCCACCACCUCCCCGAAAUUCUCAUCAGGCGCAAGUUUCAUCGUGACCCCAUCCACAUAAUCGUGGAGCGAGACGAGGACAUCAAGAAGAUCCAGGCCCAGAUCAGCAGCGGCAUGACCAACAACGCAAGCCUGCUGCAGAACUACCUCAAGACCUGGGAUUUGUAUCGGGAGAUCUGGGAGAUCAACAAGGACUCUUUUAUUCGCCGCUAUCAGCGUCUCAACCCCCCCGUCUCUUCUUUUGAUGCCGACAUUGCCCGCUACACGGAGGUUGCCAACAACGUGCAGAAGGAGGAGACGGUGCUCAACAUCCAGUUCGUGCUGCUGGACUGCUCCCACCUCAAGUUCUCGCUGGUACAGCACUGCAACGAGUGGCAGAACAAGUUCACGACCCUGCUCAAGGAGAUGGCGGCCCGGCGCCUCCUGGAGCUCCACGCCUACCUGCAGGACAACGGGGACAAAAUCAGCCACCCUCCCCAGACGCUGGAGGAACUGGGGGUCAGCUUGCAGCUCAUGGAGACCCUGCAGCACGACCUGCCCAACCUGGAGACCCAGAUCCCCCCCAUCCACGAGCAGUUCACCAUUCUCGAGAAGUACGAGGUGCCGGUUCAGGAGAACGUCCUAGAGAUGCUGGACCAUCUCAACGGGGAGUGGGUCAUCUUCCAACAAAUCCUGCUGGAUAGUGAACAAAUGCUGAAGAAACACAAGGAGAAAUUCAAGACAGGCCUCAUCCACUCAGCGGACGACUUCAAGAAGAAAGCGCAUAAUCUCCUGGAAGACUUUGAAUCUAAAGGCCCCUUCACCAGUAACGUGGGACAUCAGGCAGCCUUGGAGCAGAUCGCCCAGGUGCGGGCCAUGCUGAAUGCCAUGCGGGAAGAAGAAAACAGUCUCCGCUCCAACCUGGGCAUCUUCAAGAUCGAGCAGCCAGCCUCCAAGGACCUGCAGAACCUGGAGAAGGAGCUGGACGCACUGCAGCAGGUGUGGGAGAUCACACGGGACUGGGAGGAGAACUGGAACCAGUGGAAGACGGGCCAGUUCCUGACGCUGCAGACGGAGGCCAUGGAAACGAUGGCACACGGGCUCUUCCGCCGUCUCACCAGGCUGGCCAAAGAGUACAAGGACCGCAACUGGGAAAUUAUCGAAACCACUCGCUCCAAAAUAGAGCAGUUCAAGAGGACCAUGCCCCUCAUCUCGGACCUUCGCAACCCCGCCCUUAGAGAGAGGCACUGGGAUCAGGUCAGAGAUGAGAUCCAACGGGAGUUUGAUCAGGAAUCUGACCGCUUCACCUUGGAGCAGAUUGUGGAUCUUGGGAUGGACCAGCAUGUGGAGAAAAUCGGGGAGAUCUCUGCGUCGGCCACCAAAGAGCUGGCUAUAGAAUUGGUACGACUGCGCCCCCUCCACUUCGCCUCCCCCACUUCACGAGCCUCGGGCGGCCAGCUUCUCCUGGUCCCAUGGCCCCUCCAAGUUCUGUUCCCUUUGCGGACCGAAUACUGGAUUGUUCUGUUCCCUGCUUUCUCUCCACAGGCAUUACAGAACAUUGCCAAGGCCUGGAGCGUGAUCCAGCUAGACAUAGUUCCCUAUAAGGACAAGGGCCAUCACCGACUCCGAGGCACAGAGGAGGUAUUCCAGGCCCUGGAAGAUAACCAGGCGGCUCUGUCUACCAUGAAGGCCUCUCGUUUUGUCAAGGCCUUUGAGAAGGAAGUGGACCGCUGGGAGCGCUGCCUCUCCCUCAUCUUGGAGGUCGUUGAGAUGCUGCUUACAGUGCAGCGCCAGUGGAUGUACCUGGAGAAUAUCUUCCUCGGAGAGGACAUCCGUAAGCAGCUGCCCAGUGAAUCAGCCCUAUUUGACCAGAUCAACAACAACUGGAAAUCCAUCAUGGACCGGAUGAGCAAGGACAGCAACGCUCUGCAGAGCACCCACCAUCCAGGCCUGCUGGACACGCUGACGGAAAUGAACACAGUUCUGGAAGACAUUCAGAAGUCUCUGGAUAUGUAUCUAGAGACCAAGCGCCAUAUCUUUCCCCGCUUCUACUUCCUGUCCAAUGAUGACCUCCUGGAGAUUCUGGGCCAGUCCCGCAACCCAGAGGCUGUGCAACCGCACCUCAAAAAAUGCUUUGACAACAUCAAAUUGCUGAGAAUGCAGAAGGUUGGGGGACCCAGCAGCAAAUGGGAAGCCGUGGGAAUGUUCUCAGGGGAUGGCGAGUACGUUGACUUCCUCCACUCAGUCCUUCUGGAAGGGCCUGUGGAGUCCUGGCUUGGUGACGUGGAGCGGACCAUGAGGGUGACCCUACGGGACCUUCUCCGGAACUGUCGCCUGGCCCUCAAGAAGUUUCUUAACAAGAGGGACAAGUGGGUGAAGGAGUGGGCUGGCCAGGUGGUGAUCACUGCCAGUCAGAUCCAGUGGACGGCUGACGUCACCAAGUGCCUGCUGACGGCUAAGGAGCGCGGAGACAAGAAAAUCCUCAAGGUCAUGAAGAAGAAGCAGGUGUCCGUCCUGAACAAGUAUUCGGAAGCCAUCAGGGGGAACCUGACCAAAAUCAUGCGGCUGAAAAUUGUGGCGCUGGUGACAAUAGAAGUCCACGCCCGGGACGUGCUGGAGAAGCUGUACAAGAGCGGCCUCGUGGACGUCAGCUCCUUCGAGUGGCUCAGUCAGCUGCGCUUCUACUGGGAGAAGGAGCUGGACGACUGCAUGAUCCGCCAGACCAACACGCAGUUCCAGUACAGCUACGAGUACUUGGGGAACUCCGGCCGGCUGGUCAUCACCCCGCUGACCGACAGGUGUUACAUGACUCUGACCACAGCCCUGCACCUGCAUCGGGGGGGCUCCCCCAAAGGCCCAGCGGGCACGGGGAAGACAGAGACCGUCAAGGAUCUGGGCAAGGCCCUCGGCAUAUACGUCAUCGUGGUCAACUGCUCCGAGGGCCUGGACUACAAGUCCAUGGGCAAGAUGUACUCGGGCCUGGCUCAGACUGGCGCCUGGGGCUGCUUUGACGAGUUUAACCGCAUCAACGUGGAGGUGCUGUCCGUGGUGGCCCAGCAGAUCCUGUCCAUCCUGUCCGCCCUGGCCGCCAGCCUCACCCGCUUCUACUUCGAGGGCUUUGAAAUAAACCUGGUGUGGUCCUGUGGGAUCUUCAUCACCAUGAAUCCCGGCUAUGCCGGCCGCACGGAGCUGCCAGAUAACCUGAAAUCCAUGUUCCGUCCCAUUGCCAUGGUGGUGCCUGAUUCCACUCUUAUCGCAGAGAUCAUCCUCUUCGGGGAGGGCUUCGGCAACUGCAAGACCCUGGCCAAGAAGGUAUGCAGCCUGUACUUGCUGGCUGUGCAGCAGCUGUCCAGGCAGGACCAUUACGACUUCGGCCUGCGCGCCCUCACCUCCCUCCUGCGCUAUGCGGGCAAGAAGCGCCGCGUGCAGCCGGAUCUGUCCGAUGAGGAGGUUUUGCUGCUCUCGAUGCGAGACAUGAACAUCGCCAAGCUCACCUCAGUCGACGUGCCGCUCUUCAACGCCAUCGUGCAAGACCUGUUCCCCAACAUCGAGCUGCCCGUCAUUGACUACGGCAAGCUGCGGGACGUCAUCGAGCAGGAGAUCCACGACAUGGGCCUGCAGAGCACACGGUUCACCCUCACCAAGGUCAUCCAGCUGUACGAGACCAAGAACUCCCGCCACUCCACCAUGAUCGUGGGCUGCACGGGCAGUGGCAAGACCACCUCGUGGCGCAUCCUCCAGGCCUCCCUGUCCUCCUUGUGCUGCGCCGGGGAGCCCAACUUCAACAUUGUCAGGGAGUUCCCCUUGAACCCGAAGGCGUUGUCCCUGGGGGAGCUGUAUGGGGAAUAUGACCUCAACACGAAUGAGUGGACAGAUGGUGUCCUGUCCAGUGUCAUGCGGACGGCGUGUGCAGAUGAGAAGCCGGAUGAGAAGUGGAUCCUUUUCGAUGGCCCCGUGGACACACUGUGGAUCGAGAGCAUGAACUCGGUCAUGGACGACAACAAAGUCCUGACCCUCAUCAACGGGGAGCGCAUCGCGAUGCCCGAGCAGGUGUCUCUCCUGUUCGAAGUGGAGAACUUGGCCGUGGCCUCCCCCGCCACUGUGUCUCGCUGCGGGAUGGUCUACACCGACUACACUGACCUGGGCUGGAAGCCCUACGUGCAGAGCUGGCUGGAGAAGAGACCGAAGGCCGAGGCAGAACCCCUUCAGCGCAUGUUUGAGAAGUUCAUUAACAAGAUGCUGGCCUUCAAGAAGGACUAUUGCAACGAGUUGGUGCCCGUCCCGGAAUACAGCGGGAUCAUCUCCCUCUGCAAGCUCUACUCGGCCCUGGCCACGCCGGAGAACGGGGUGAACCCAGCCGACGGUGAAAACUACGUCUCCAUGGUGGAGCUGACCUUUGUGUUCAGCAUGAUUUGGUCCAUGUGCGCCUCCGUGGACGAGGAGGGACGCAAGAAGAUGGACAGUUACCUCCGCGAGAUGGAGGGCUCCUUUCCCAAUAAGGACACAGUGUACGAGUACUUCGUGGACCCCAAGAUGCGCACCUGGACGUCAUUUGAGAAUAAGCUCCCUAAGAGCUGGCACUACCCUCCCAACUCCCCCUUCUAUAAGAUCAUGGUGCCCACGGUCGACACCGUUCGCUACAACUACCUGGUGAGCGCCCUGGUGGCCAGCCAGAACCCCGUCCUGCUGGUGGGUCCCGUGGGGACUGGAAAGACGUCCAUCGCCCAGAGCGUCCUCCAGUCCUUGCCCUCCAGCCAGUGGUCGGUGCUCAUCGUCAACAUGUCUGCGCAGACCACAUCCAACAACGUGCAGAGCAUCAUCGAGAGCAGGGUGGAGAAGCGAACCAAGGGCGUCUACGUGCCGUUCGGGGGCAAGAGCAUGAUCACCUUUAUGGAUGACCUAAACAUGCCAGCGAAGGACACGUUUGGGUCCCAGCCCCCACUGGAGCUGAUCCGCCUCUGGAUCGACUACGGCUUCUGGUAUGACCGCAUGAAGCAGACCAUCAAGUACAUUCGAGACAUGUUCCUGAUGGCUGCCAUGGGCCCCCCCGGGGGCGGACGGACUGUCAUUUCCCCGAGGUUCCAGAGUCGCUUCAACAUCAUCAACAUGACCUUCCCCACAGAGUCCCAGAUCAUCCGAAUAUUUGGCACCAUGAUCAAUCAGAAGCUUCAGGACUUCGAGGAGGAGGUGAAGCCCAUUGGGAACGUGGUGACCGAGGCGACCUUGGACGUGUACAACACGGUGGUGCAGCGCUUCCUGCCCACGCCCGCCAAGAUCCACUACCUCUUCAACCUCCGGGACAUCUCCAAGGUGUUUCAGGGAAUGCUCAGGGCCAACAAGGACUUCCACGACACCAAGUCCAGCAUCACACGACUCUGGAUCCACGAGUGUUUCAGAGUCUUCUCGGACCGGCUGGUGGAUGCAGCGGACAUGGAGGCCUUCGUGGGCAUCCUCAGCGACAAGCUCGGCUCCUUCUUUGACCUCACGUUUCAUAAUCUCUGUCCCAGCAAGCGUUCUCCGAUCUUCGGGGACUUCCUGAGGGAGCCCAGGGUGUACGAGGACCUGACCGACCUGGCAGUACUGAAGGCGGCCAUGGAGACGGCGCUCCACGAGUACAACCUGUCCCCCGGGGUGGUGCCGAUGCAGCUGGUGCUCUUCCGAGAGGCUGUCGAACACAUCACGCGGAUCGUGCGGGUCAUCGGACAGCCUCGGGGCAACAUGCUCUUGGUGGGCAUCGGGGGCAGUGGGCGCCAGAGUCUGGCCCGCCUGGCCUCCUCCAUCUGCGAGUACAUCACCUUCCAGAUCGAGGUCACCAAACAUUAUCGAAAGCAGGAGUUCCGAGAAGAUAUCAAGCGUCUGUACCGCCAGGCGGGAGUAGAGCUCAAGGCCACGUCCUUCCUUUUCGUGGACACCCAGAUCGCUGACGAGUCGUUCCUGGAGGACAUCAACAACAUCCUGAGCUCAGGCGAGGUCCCCAAUCUCUACAAGACUGAUGAAUUCGAAGAGAUCCAGGCGCACAUCGUGGAGCAGGCCAAGGCCGAGCAGGUGUCCCAGUCCUCCGACAGCCUCUUUGCCUACCUCAUUGAGCGCGUGCGGGACAACCUGCACAUCAUUCUCUGCCUCAGCCCCGUGGGCGACCCCUUCAGGAACUGGAUCCGCCAGUACCCAGCCUUGGUGAACUGCACAACCAUCAACUGGUUCUCCGAGUGGCCCCAUGAGGCCCUGCUGGAGGUGGCUGAGAAGUACCUCAUGGGGGUGGACCUGGGGACGCAGGAGAACGUCCACAGGAAGGUGGCCAAGAUCUUUGUCACCAUGCACUGGUCAGUGGUGCAGUACUCCCAGAAGAUGCUGCUGGAGCUCCGGAGAUACAACCAUGUCACACCUACCAACUACCUGGAGCUCGUGUCUGGGUACAAGAGGUUGCUGGGAGAGAAGCGGCAGGAGCUGCUGGACCAGGCCAACAAGUUGCGGACGGGACUGUUUAAGAUCGACGAAACCAGAGAGAAGGUGGAGGUGAUGUCCCUGGAGCUGGAGGACGCCAAGAAGAAGGUGGCUGAGUUCCAGAAGCAGUGCGAGGAAUACCUGGUCAUCAUCGUGCAGCAGAAGCGAGAAGCAGACGAGCAGCAGAAGGCGGUCACGGCCAAUAGUGAGAAGAUUGCCAUCGAGGAAGUCAAGUGCCAGGCCCUGGCUGACAACGCCCAGAAGGAUCUAGAAGAGGCCUUGCCAGCCCUGGAGGAAGCCAUGAGGGCCCUGGAGUCCCUGAACAAGAAGGACAUAGGAGAGAUCAAGUCUUACGGCCGGCCCCCCGCCCAAGUGGAAAUCGUGAUGCAGGCCGUCAUGAUUCUUCGAGGCAACGAGCCCACGUGGGCAGAGGCCAAGCGGCAGCUAGGGGAGCAGAACUUCAUCAAAUCCCUGAUCCACUUUGAUAAAGACAAUAUCUCAGAUAAGGUUCUGAAGAAAAUUGGGGCCUACUGUGCGCAGCCAGACUUCCAGCCUGACAUCAUCGGCAGAGUCUCACUCGCUGCCAAGUCCCUGUGCAUGUGGGUGCGGGCCAUGGAGGUGAGCAGGGUGCGGGCUGUGGACGUGAGCGGGGUGCAUGCCGUGGAGGUGAGCGGGGUGCGGGCUGUGGACGUGGGCGGGGUGCGGGCCGUGGAGGUGAGUGGGGUGCGGGCUGUGGACGUGGGCGGGGUGCGGGCUGUGGAGGUGAGUGGGGUGCAGGCCGUGGAGGUGAGCGGGGUGUGGGCCGUGGAGGUGAGCAGGGUGCACGCAGGGCGGGGCGGGCUGGGGAGUGGGGAGCGGGGUGCAGGCCGUGGAGGUGAGGGGGGUGCGGGCUGUGGAUGUGAGGGGGUGCAUGCCGUGGAGGUGAGCGGGGUGCGGGCUGUGGACGUGAGCGGGGUGCACACAGGGCGGGGCGGGCCGGGCUGGGGAGGGCCGGGGAGGGGGAGUGGGUGGGCAGCCACCGCAGCCAGGCCGUCCCCCCACACCUGUGUCCCCCCACAGCUGUAUGGGCGUCUGUACCGCGUGGUGGAGCCCAAGCGGAUUCGGAUGAACGCUGCCUUGGCCCAGCUUCAGGAGAAGCAGGCAGCACUGGCCGAGGCCCAGGAGAAGCUGCGGGAGGUGGCUGAGAAACUGGAGACGCUGAAGAAACAGUACGACGAGAAGCUGGCCCAGAAGGAGGAGCUUCGCAAGAAGUCUGAGGAGAUGGAGGUGAAGCUGGAGCGUGCGGGGCUGCUGGUGUCCGGGCUGGCUGGCGAGAAGGCACGGUGGGAAGAGACGGUGCAGGGCCUGGAGGAGGAUCUGGGCUACCUGGUAGGUGACUGCCUCCUGGCCGCUGCCUUCCUGUCCUACAUGGGCCCCUUCCUGACCAACUACCGGGACGAGAUCGUCAACCAGAUCUGGAUGAAGAAGAUCUGGGAGCUUCAGGUCCCUUGCUCGCCUCGCUUCACCUUUGAUAACUUCCUGUCCAAUCCUACCAAAGUUCGAGACUGGAACAUCCAAGGAUUGCCCUCGGAUGCCUUUUCUACUGAGAAUGGCAUCAUUGUCACCCGUGGUAACAGGUGGGCGCUGAUGAUUGACCCUCAGGCCCAGGCCCUGAAGUGGAUCAAGAACAUGGAAGGAAACCAGGGCCUCCAGAUUAUUGACCUGCAGAUGAGCGAUUACCUUCGAAUUCUAGAAAACGCCAUCCAGUUUGGAUAUCCAGUGCUGCUCCAGAACGUGCAGGAGUAUCUGGACCCCACACUCAACCCUGUGCUCAACAAAUCUGUAGCUCGAAUCGGCGGUCGGCUGCUGAUGCGCAUUGGAGACAAGGAGGUGGAGUACAAUACAAAUUUCCGGUUCUACAUCACCACCAAGCUCUCCAACCCCCACUACAGCCCAGAGACCUCGGCCAAGACCACCAUUGUCAACUUUGCUGUCAAAGAACAGGGCCUGGAGGCUCAGCUGCUGGGCAUCGUGGUCCGGAAGGAGCGGCCGGAGCUGGAGGAGCAGAAGGAUUCACUGGUCAUCAAUAUUGCUGCCGGCAAGAGGAAGCUCAAGGAGCUGGAGGACGAGAUCCUUCGGCUGCUGAAUGAGGCCACAGGCUCCCUGCUCGAGGAUGUGCAGCUGGUGAACACCCUCCAGACCUCCAAAGUGACGGCCACCGAGGUGACGGAGCAGCUGGAGACCAGCGAGACCACGGAGAUCAACAUCGACUUGGCCCGCGAGGCUUACCGCCCCUGCGCCCAGCGGGCCUCGGUGCUGUUCUUCGUCCUCAACGACAUGGGCCGCAUCGACCCCAUGUACCAGUUCUCGCUGGACGCCUACAUCAGCCUCUUCGUCCUCAGCAUCGACAAGAGCCACCGCAGCCACAAGCUGGAGGACCGCAUCGACUACCUGAACGAGUACCACACCUACGCAGUCUACAGGUACACCUGCCGCACGCUUUUUGAACGCCACAAGCUGCUGUUCAGCUUCCAGAUGUGCGCCAAAAUCCUGGAGACCUCUGGCAAGCUCAACAUGGAUGAGUACAACUUCUUCCUGCGCGGGGGCGUGGUGCUGGAUCGGGAGGGCCAAAUGGAUAACCCGUGUACCAGCUGGCUGGCGGAUGCCUACUGGGAUAACAUCACAGAGCUGGACAAACUGACCAACUUCCACGGACUCAUGAACUCCUUUGAACAGUACCCUCGUGACUGGUACCUGUGGUACACGAAUGCCACCCCAGAGAAGGCCAUGCUGCCAGGUGAGUGGGAGAACGCCUGCAACGAGAUGCAGCGGAUGCUGAUCGUCCGCUCCCUGCGCCAGGACCGCGUGGCUUUCUGCGUCACCUCGUUCAUCGUGUCCAACCUGGGCUCCCGCUUCGUCGAGCCGCCCGUGCUAAACAUGAAGCUGGUGAUGGAGGAUUCGACCCCGCGAACCCCGCUGAUCUUCAUUCUGUCCCCCGGCGUGGACCCCACCAGUGCCCUGCUCCAGCUGGCAGAGCACACGGGCAUGGCCCAGCGCUUCCACGUCCUGUCCCUGGGCCAGGGCCAGGCCCCCAUUGCUGCGCGGCUCCUCCGGGAGGGCGUGAUUCAGGGACACUGGGUGUUCCUAGCGAACUGCCACCUGUCACUGUCGUGGAUGCCUAAUCUGGACAAACUGGUGGAGCAGCUGCAGGUGGAAGAUCCUCACCCUUCCUUCCGCCUCUGGCUCAGCUCCAGCCCCCACCCGGACUUCCCUAUCUCCAUCUUGCAGGCCAGCGUCAAGAUGACCACAGAACCACCAAAGGGCCUGAAGGCCAACAUGACGCGUCUUUACCAGCUGAUGACGGAAGCACAGUUUUCCCGCUGCCCCAAACCCGCCAAGUAUAAGAAGCUGCUGUUUGCACUCUGCUUCUUCCAUUCCGUGUUGCUGGAACGCAAAAAGUUCCUGCAGCUUGGCUGGAACAUUAUCUACGGCUUCAAUGACUCCGACUUUGAGGUGUCCGAGAACUUGCUGAGUCUCUAUCUGGAUGAGUACGAGGAGACACCGUGGGACGCACUCAAGUACCUCAUUGCCGGCGUCAACUACGGUGGGCACGUCACGGACGACUGGGACCGGCGCCUGCUCAGCACCUACAUCAACGACUAUUUCUGUGACCAGUCUCUGUCGACCCCCUUUUACCGGUUGUCAGUACUGGAGGCUUAUUUCAUCCCCAAAGAUGGCAGCCUGGCCUCUUACAAGGAGUACAUCAGCAUGUUGCCCAGCAUGGACCCCCCUGAGGCCUUUGGCCAGCACCCCAAUGCGGAUGUGGCCUCCCAGAUCACUGAGGCACGAACUCUCUUUGAGACUCUGCUUUCCCUGCAACCCCAGAUUACACCCACCAGGGCUGGAGGCCAGAGCCGGGAAGAGAAGGUCCUCGAGUUGGCCGCUGACGUGAAACAGAAGAUCCCUGAAAUGAUCGACUAUGAGGGGACCCGAAAACUGCUGGCCAUGGACCCCUCCCCCCUCAACGUGGUCCUUCUGCAGGAGAUUCAGAGAUACAACAAGCUUAUGGAGACCAUCCUGUCCUCACUGACAGACCUCGAAAAAGGCAUUCAGGGCCUCAUCGUCAUGUCUACGAGCCUGGAAGAGAUUUUCAAUUGCAUCUUCGAUGCCCAUGUCCCUCCACUCUGGGGAAAGGCUUAUCCCUCACAAAAGCCACUGGCUUCGUGGACCCGGGACCUGGCCAUGCGCGUGGAGCAGUUUGAGCUGUGGGCCAAACGUGCCCGGCCUCCUGUGAUCUUCUGGCUGUCCGGCUUCACCUUUCCCACGGGCUUCCUCACUGCUCUGCUGCAGUCCUCAGCUCGCCAAAACAACAUUCCAGUGGACAACCUCUCUUGGGAGUUCAUUGUUUCCACCGUGGACGACAGCAACCUAGUGUAUCCACCCAAGGACGGCGUCUGGGUCCGUGGCCUGUACCUGGAGGGCGCCGGCUGGGACAGGAAGAACUCCUGCUUGGCGGAGGCGGAGCCCAUGCAGCUUGUCUGCCUCAUGCCCACGAUCCACUUCAGGCCUACGGAGAGUCGCAAGAAGAGCGCCAAGGGUGGGCUGGCUCCCUCCGCCCUGCCGUCCCCAUCCUUAGUUUGGAUCCUCACCCAUGCCGGGCUCCACGCGUCCCCCACACCUGCUCCUGCCCUGCUCUCCCAGAGGCUCCCGGCCCUGACUCCUCCUCUCCUCCCCCCAGGCAUGUACUCCUGCCCCUGCUAUUACUAUCCCGACCGGGCGGGCAGCGCAGACCGAGCCUCCUUUGUCAUCAGCAUCGACCUCCGGUCCGGGACCAUGACACCUGAUCACUGGAUCAAGAGGGGCACUGCUCUACUCAUGAGCCUGGACAGCUGAGAAGGCCGCCUCUUCCUCCCCGCUUGAGGGAGGGUCGGGCACUCUAGGGACCGAGGCUGGCCUUAACUGGGUCCACAUAACGGGGGCCUGGAGACAGC